Molecule: messenger RNA, 693 nt
Organism: Eruca vesicaria subsp. sativa (arugula)
Lineage: Eukaryota; Viridiplantae; Streptophyta; Magnoliopsida; Brassicales; Brassicaceae
Source: the annotation of a GenBank genome assembly
AUUCCAAUUCACACACACCAAAGUCUCUUUUGAAGCAAAAAGAGAAUUCAACAAUGGGUUCAAAAACCACAAGCUCUUUAGCCAUUUUCUUGAUUCUCAAUAUCAUCUUCUUCACAGCAAUCUCAGCCUGCGGUAACUGCGGUUGCCCUUCUCCCAAGCCAAAACCUAACCCUGAACCCAAGCCAACCCCAAGCCCUAGCCCUGCCACAGCCAAAUGCCCUAGAGACGCCCUUAAGCUUGGAGUCUGUGCCAACGUGCUCAACGGUCUACUUAACGUUACCCUUGGCCAACCACCAGUCGAGCCAUGUUGCACGCUUAUAAAAGGACUCGCUGAUCUUGAGGCUGCGGCUUGUCUCUGCACCGCACUGAAGGCUAAUAUUCUCGGGAAUAACUUGAACGUCCCCAUCUCUCUCAGUCUGCUUCUCAAUGUUUGUAGCAAAAAGGUUCCUCCUGGCUUCCAAUGCUAAUAAAGAUUCUAAUCAUACAACCAUCACAUUUCAUGUAAACUUACAUAUCGCCUUUGUUUCUCGUGUUUUGUGUGUGUGUUUAUUUAUGUAUGUGUGUAUGUGAUUCCUACAGACUUCACAGUUUUUUUUAUUUCGGUUUCUUAUACUUUCACUUGUGGUAUUGUUGUAUCCUUGCUUGUUGUAUGAAUAAAUAAAUCUUGUGUUUUGAUAAUUUUUUCGAUGUUCC